UUAAAUGGUUAAGUAUCAAACAAGCCCCUAACAUAGAGGUCUUUAUCACGUAUAGAUCCCUAUAGUCGAAGUUGGUCCAACUAAACCCUCGAAGUCCUUAAUUUCGAGCAAUUAGCCCCUCCGCCCUAACGGCCGUUUAACGCCGUUAACUAUUUUCAUUUUUUUUCAAUAUUUUUUUGUCGGUGGAAACACGCUGGAAACACGUCGAAAAGUGCAGAGCAGCAACUUCGACCCCAUAUGCAAUCUCCUUAGCAGAUACCCUCCAUUCCCAUCUGCAAUCUCAAUCUUCUAGCCCUAAUUUUUUUUCUUUUGUUGUUUCUCAUGAAAAUUGAAAUCUUCGCCAUCAAUUUCAUAUAUAUAAGGUGAAAGUUGACUGCUUUUCACUGGGUGAUGAAUUUCGUGAAUAUUUCUUUAAUUUCUAGAUUUGUUUGUUGCUAAACCAACUCGGAGUUGAGAAGAGAAGCUCAUUCCCACCAAAUGUCGUUGACGUAUUUCAACGACCAUGAUCUUUUCUCUCCUCCAAAUUCUCGCAAGUAGGAUUGUUUUCUCACGAACUAAUUAAUGGAGUCCGCCGCCUCGCGCCCUACUGUGGUAAUCGACAGUGGCACUGGGUAUACUAGAAUGGGAUUUGCCGGAAAUGUGGAGCUGUGCUUCAUAGUUCCGACUGUAGUUGCAUUAAACAACUCAUUCUUGAACCAGCCGCGGCCGAGUUCGAGCAAGAGCAACAAUUGGCUAGGGAAGCACAAUGCAGGGUUGAUGGCGGAUCUCGAUUUCUAUAUAGGAGAAUAGGCGUUGUCUAGAUCUAAGGAGAUUGCAGAUGGGGUCGAAGCUGUUUUUCCUUCUCUGCACUUUCCGACGUGUUCCCAACAUGUUUUCAUCGCCAAAGAAAUUAAAAAUAAAAAUAGUUAACGGUGUUAAACGGCCGUUAAGGCGAAGGGGCUAAUUACUCGAAAUUAAGGACUUCGAGGGUUUAGUUGGACCAACUUCGACUAUAGGGAUCUAUACACCUCUAUGUUAGGAGCUUAUUUGAUACUUAACCCUAUUUUAAAAUACUAAAUUAAAUAUAUUAUGAAUAUAAA
Salvia miltiorrhiza (redroot sage) is the source of this 1079-nucleotide messenger RNA. RefSeq names its product actin-related protein 3-like. The record is from RefSeq and is a predicted model, not a curated record. Bases 562 to 789 code for a protein of 75 amino acids. The transcript is spliced from 2 exons. Lineage: Eukaryota; Viridiplantae; Streptophyta; Magnoliopsida; Lamiales; Lamiaceae.